AACAUGGCGAUCACAUGUUCUAUGUUUGUAAACAAAUAGAAUCUUAAUGUAAACAAAUCGCGAUUAUUAUUGAAGAAUAAAUAAAGUUACUAAUAAAUAAUAAAAAACAAAAAAAUUAAUAAUGAGUGCAGUUGACUUCUUGAUAGUUAUCGGAUUUAUUCAUUGUUCUUUAUUUUUUAUCAACAUCCUAUUUCGGUCAUGUCUGCACUAUCCAUAUUUUUUAUUCAUGAAAAAUACCGGGCUUGAAAUAAAGCCCUUCAGAAUAGUUUGGUUCACUUCUUUUUUCAACAGAAAAAUAAUAAAAUGGUCAAUGGAAAAAACAAAACUGUUAUCUCUGUGGUUCAAUUUAGGCGUGAUUAUCAGUAUAAUUUUGCUACCAAUCGCCUUGGGAGUGUUGAUCAAGAUGACAUUGUCUAAUUUUGUGAAUAAAUCAACUGGAGAUACAGCUGAUGUCAACUGGCAGUUAGAACCCAUGAUCCCUGGAAUUAAUGUACCAGUGUCUGACAUCCAGUACUACAUAAUAACCCUAGGAAUUUGCAGCCUGUUCCAUGAGCUAGGUCACGCUGUCGCAGCAUCUCAUGAAAACGUCCAGAUCUACGGAGUUGGUUUUAUCUUGGCAUUGGUUCUGCCAAUUGCGUAUGUCUCGAUAAACCAAGAGCAGUUGAAGUCGCUUAAAGUACCAGGUCAGUUGAGGAUUCUUUGUGCUGGAGUGUGGCACAAUAUUGUCCUGGCUGCUGUAGCGGCUGCUAUUUUUUACUUGAACUCGUGGAUUUGGAUCCCUCUGUUUGUUUCAAAUUCUGGAGUUUUUGUAACAUCGAUUGCGAUGAAUUCACCGCUACUGGGAGCAAGAGGCUUAGAAGCUCGAAAUAUUAUUUUUAAAAUAAAUAAUUGCGAAGUUAAAAAUAAUGAUGACUGGUAUAAUUGUUUACUGCAGACAAUUAAAGAACCAACACCUGGAUAUUGUGUUAAGCAAAAUAUUAUCGAAGAAAACGAUGAAUCAAUUCCAUCAUGGAUAUCCGAAAAUGGGGUAACAAAUUGCUGUAAAAAUAAAAACGAUGGAAAUUUAUGUUUUGAGUAUGUUGAAAAUUCGCAAGAUCCUUUAGAAUUGCCACCAUAUUUUUGUUUACCAGCUAGAAAAAUAAUUGAAAAAUCUGAAAAAAUGUGUCAAUUAUUUUCUGACUGUUCAGGAUCAGAUGUUCAUUGUAUCAAACCUUCUGUUGACAAUGUAACAAAAAUUGUAAAGUUAUCAACGCAUAAAGGAAAUGUCUUGUUUCUAGGCCAUGCGGCAGAAAUUUAUCGUACUGUCGAGACAUCGAACUGGACUCCGAAGUACCAGCUCUUCAGUCCCAGUCUCCCUGAAGGGCUAGAAACACUCUGCAAGUACGUGACCGUACUGUCCUUAGGCCUCGCUGUGAUAAACAUAAUCCCUUGUUUUUUUUUCGACGGUCAAUACAUAAUCGAAUCUCUUGUUCAAAGCACUCUCAGGUCGAUAGUCAGACAAAAAAGCGCACGAAAUUCAAUCGCUUUGAUUAUUACGUGCUCUGGAAGUGUUGUUUUCAUAAUUAAUUUGAUUGUCGCUUUAACCAAAAUGUACUGAGUCAUAUAAUUAUUUUUUUUAAUAAGAAAUACAUGUAAAUAUAUACAUUAUUUACAGAAAUUUUAAAUUA
Molecule: messenger RNA, 1667 nt
Organism: Cotesia glomerata
Lineage: Eukaryota; Metazoa; Arthropoda; Insecta; Hymenoptera; Braconidae
Gene: S2P
Product: membrane-bound transcription factor site-2 protease
Exons: 6
Coding region: 122-1597 (491 amino acids)
Biological process (GO): membrane protein intracellular domain proteolysis; regulation of response to endoplasmic reticulum stress
Cellular component (GO): membrane; cytoplasm
Molecular function (GO): metalloendopeptidase activity
Source: RefSeq, a predicted model, not a curated record